Lucilia cuprina (Australian sheep blowfly) is the source of this 1099-nucleotide messenger RNA. Its product is annotated as protein CEPU-1-like. NCBI's taxonomy places the organism in Eukaryota, Metazoa, Arthropoda, Insecta, Diptera, Calliphoridae. Gene Ontology annotation, cellular component: neuron projection membrane. The transcript has a single exon. The coding region runs from base 138 to 995 and encodes 285 amino acids. The record is from RefSeq and is a predicted model, not a curated record. Gene Ontology annotation, biological process: synapse organization.
AAAGAAACAAAAAAAUUAAAUUUUAACAAAAAAAAAAUUAUUUAAAAAAAUAUGUUAAAAAAUUGAAUGAGAUGCCAACAAAAAAUAAAACGAAAAAAAUAUAAAUUUUAUUUUACACAAACGUUAAAGUGAAAAUAAUGAUGUUCAUUCGUAUUCUAUUAGCAAUAUUAUUUUAUAGAGGAAUUGAGUGUCAAUACAAAACGAUUGAAAGUGAUUUCACAAUGAAUCAAGACGAAGUCUUUAAACAAAAUCAAAAUCAAGACAUUUAUAAAAUGAAUAAACCCCUCGAUCGGGGACCAUAUUUUGAUACGUCGGCAACGAAAAAUGUUACCUCGCUGGUGGGACGGACGGCUCAUCUGAAUUGUCGCAUCAAGAAUUUGGGCAAUAAAACUGUAUCCUGGAUACGUCACAGAGAUUUGCAUUUGUUAACAGUGGGUGAAACCACAUACACAUCGGACCAACGUUUUACGAGCAUAUACAAUAAACUAUCCGAGGAUUGGUCGUUACAAAUCAAAUAUCCCCAAUUAAAAGAUUCUGGCACCUAUGAGUGCCAAGUCUCCACCACGCCACCCGUCGGCUAUACAAUGGUCUUUUCGGUGGUAGAACCCAUCACAACAAUACCCGGCGGACCCGAACUCUAUAUAGAUGUGGGAUCAACGGUGAAUUUAACGUGUAUUGUUAAGCAUCUGCCCGAUCCACCCACCUCAGUACAUUGGACCCACAAUAACGAAGAAAUCAACUAUGAUUCACCGCGCGGUGGUGUUUCGGUCAUAACGGAAAAAGGCGAUAUAACAACCUCUUACUUAUUAAUACAACGUGCAACGAUAGCCGAUUCUGGUAUGUACACCUGUCUGCCCUCGAAUGCAAAUCCCAAAUCCGUUACCGUACACAUACUACAGGGUGAACAUCCUGCCGCUGUUCAGGGCACCAAAAAGAUAACUUCAUAUGUCAUCAAUAUACCCAUAAUAUUAGUGUUGAAUUUAUAUUUGUUAUGACCAAUAAUAGGAUGGAUUUUUUAAAAAAAAUACCUUCUAUAUAAAACAAAAAAAAAAAAAACAAAAAAAAUCAUUAAAUAAAUUAAUAUUAAUUUAAAUGUAAA